Penicillium olsonii is the source of this 3048-nucleotide messenger RNA. NCBI's taxonomy places the organism in Eukaryota, Fungi, Ascomycota, Eurotiomycetes, Eurotiales, Aspergillaceae. The record is from the annotation of a GenBank genome assembly.
AUGGAUCACGUAUCCACGCUGUGUGCCCUGAGCACUGUCGGCAUCGCGCCUACUGGGUUCGCACUUGGCCGCGCAGACCGGACCCAGCGCCCCAGCCUCUUUCGGCGCAAAACUGUCGCGCAAGACUCACCCAACCCGAGCGCGGAUCCUCGUCCCAAGACUGCUGCGCCAGCAAAAAGUCCAGCGGCCGAGUGGCUGGCAGCCCGGGAGGAGGAAACAGCGAAUCAGCAUGAAGGGCCAGAUCUUCGUCGAGCCUCCCUGUCCUUCAGUGCGGCCAGGCGUCGACGUCGUGGUCAGACCUUAACCAAUCCACCGCUGAGAAUUCCCGAACAUGAGACGACCGACGCGCCCCCAGAGGCUCACACCCGGCGGCCAUCCACCGGGUGGCUGCGCCGGUUGUCAAUGGCCUCGUUCAGCACAGACAGCCCGAGUGCGAACAGCCCAACGACGCCGUCAUUCAGUGGCUCAGCCAGUCCGAUGUUCCCCCCCUCCCCGAACCAACGCAGGCCGCCGAACAAGCUGAUCAAGCGCCCGGUAACCCAGCACAACAAUAUGCAUGGGUUUGGCGUAAACACCAUCUCCGGGCCGUCCCCAACCGUUUUACGCCGACCCGCCACGAGUCAUCAGCGGUCGGAGUCUAUGAUUCUCCAGACCCCAGUGGAAUCGGACUUUGAAACGUAUUUCCCAAAGGCCGCCGUGGAAACACCUGCCGUGGAAGACUUUGAUCUGGACAAUCAGAAGCAAUGGUCGCCGUUCUUCCUCCCCAAGGCAGGCAAGUUGACAGAAAUGUUCUCGCGCAGGUUCUCGACUUCGACCACGGCGAAAGCGCAGAGUGUGCGUCAGAUCGUGUCAGAGCAGGGGGCACUUCCCGCGCUGGUUAUGGCGGGAGAAGUCUCAUCUGGGACAUGCACACCCCGAGGCAGAUCCGGGCCUAGUACCCCGAUUGAAUUCCGCAAUCCGUUUCAGUCAGCGCCCUCCAAGUCUGCUCCUACGCAACCAGCUGUGGCACCCGAGGUACCGUCAACCGCACAGGAGCCCGUGGAAAAGCCUCCGCAUAAGCACUCACAUUCAUGCAAUGAUGCCGAGCCAAAGGUUGUAAUGACGAAUACCGUCACAGCGCAUGGAAAGCCGAUCAUCGGCCUUGUGCGCGGCGGCUCCUUGAAACGUGUCAAGGGACGAACUUUCUCAAUACCUCGUUCUGAAUUGUCACAAGCAGAUAGGAAGCUGGCCAUCCCAUGUUCUGCUGCGCCUGAGCGGCGUAACAUCACCGACCCGACGGUUUUCCAACCGCCACACCCCAUCUCCCAGCCUGGUUGGGCGGUUUCAGCGUUGGAAAGGCGCGCUCAGGUCGGACCGCGAUCUGUUUCGCAGGAUUAUGAUGUUGGCCUAGGAUCUCGAGGUGGGUCACGACCAUUGAACUCGGAUGAUGUUGCCCUGUCCGCUUGGCAGCAAGCAUCACGUCCUGGGGGGCAAGGGUACGGCUCUCUGCGCCGUCGCCCCAAGGGAUUCUCGAUCUCAGGUUCCAAUCCCGCUUCUACCAUCAUUGGAUCAGAUGACACCCGUGUGUUCACUUCCUGUGAUGAAUAUGAAACCGACGUGAUGUCGGACUAUUGGGAUUCUAUCCGUACCCGCGAGACCAGCACGAGCGGACUGAAAGGCCUCCGCAUCGAAACGAUGUUCGAUAAAGCAGGAGCCAGUUUGGUAAAUGAAGAAGCCACGACCCUGGAGGCCCUGCUUCCGCGGGGCUCCUUCGCUGCUCGAUCGGAGAAGGAUCCUCGACUGUUUCCUGAUUCAUAUUUGGCCUCUCCCCCUCUAACUCAUGUCUCAAUGGCUGAUCACCCGGCGUUGGCCGACGAUGCGGAUGAAGACUCCCUCAGUAUGAUCGGAUCUCUCCCUGGUGACGAUCGUCCAGCCUUCUCCUCGCCUACAAGCAACCUGCUAUCUAAAUACGCCGAGGUUGAUUCUCCCCUUGGCUCGCCCGUGAGCCCUUCUCGGCCUUUCGGGGAUAUCUCCGACCUCACUGUCACCAAAAAAGCGAACAUCUUUGACUGGUCUGAACAGACGCGAUCGGAUCGCGAGUCUUCCGAGUUUGAAGCACGUCCCCGAACAAUGCAGGGAAAGCAAGAGGGUGUCAAUCGAAGCAGCCGGGCUGUGUGCCGGAAGGCACCCUCCACUGUCCACCUUCGUAGCCAAAGUGUUCCCGUCGCGAGCGAACUUCCUACGAGUGAAACACGCCAAACAUCUGGCAAGUUUGGUACUUGGGGACUGGGAUGUAAAGGCGUCAGCGAAGACUGGGAUAGCGAUUUCGACUUUGACGAGUCAGAAGAGACGCCCGUUGCAGAAAACAAACAACUCGCUUCACCGGACCCUGAACCCAAUCGCCAGAGUAUGACUGUUCCAAAGGCUAUCCUGGAACGUCAGGCCAGUCUUCGUGGACAGUUCGGGCAGGUACAGGAAUUGACCUUGUUGGUGGAAGAAUUGAAGCGUCUUCGGCACCAGGCCAAUGCGCUGGAUAUCGUCAACGGCCCCUCCAACGAGCUAUGGAGGGAGGCGGAACAAAUCGUGAACCUUGCGACCAUUGAUGAAGAGGAGGAACGUCGCUCACCCCCAGGCUCUCCUUCCUCUCUCACAUUCAGUUUCGAUGAAUCCGACGAUGAGGGCCUCAAUACCUCCUCUUCCAAGCGAGAUAGCGAGGCUUCCUGGGACAUGCAGAAUGAACAUUCCGAACACACGCUACCCCUCUCUCUCCAUAAAGACUUGUCCAAGUCCAAGUCUGUGCUUGACAUCCUCCAGCCGCGCGACCCCAAGCCUGCGCUUCACGAAUUGGACUUCGCCUCACGGGCGAAAAAGCUUCCGUUCGACACUUCUUCGUUGAAGAAUUUGGUGGUCCGCGCUGGGGUGGUUACGCGUGCGCUGAAGGACGUGAUACGCAAAGCCGAGGGUGUCGCAACCAGCCCUCGCGAUUUCUCUCACGAUCCCCCAUUCCGCCGCAUCUUCGACAAACCUGACUUCGCCGACUUUGAGGCUGCCCUGGCAGAAAUGUCAUAA